AUGUUGAUCGGAACUAGUGGGGAUGACAGAGCACCUUUCAAACCAGUGUUUGAGUCAUUGCCAUAUGAAAUCCAUAAUGGUAUCAUUAAUAAGCUUCUGCAACAAGAUAGUUCAAAUUUAAUGAGGGUCAAUCGCAAAAUGUACUUAUUGGUCCUUCCCAGAUUAUAUCAGCAUAUAAUUGUUGAUAGCGAUAUAACCCAUUUCAGCAAAGAGAUUUCCUAUCUGCAUUCCCGAUACGAUAGGGAAUUCAGGAGUUGGUACGAUAUAGCAUGUACUUAUAUCAAUAAUUCGUAUAAUUUCAUGAAGUUUUUGAAGAGUUAUAUAAGACUUCAUUGUAAUAAUCCAGCAAUUUCAAAUGCCCCUCACAUCAAGAUAUUGACGGUUAAAAAGUUACCUGAAUCUAUAAAUACUUAUGAACAUGAGUUUAAGUAUACUAUAAGGAAAUUUUUCUGCAUGAUCACCAAUUUGCAAGAGUUAACUUGGCUGAAUCGGAAUUUUAGAUUUGAAUUUCUAAAUUGUUUGGAGAAUCCACAAAAUUUGAUGGUAUUAAGCCUUAAUAUAAGGUUUACUGAUUAUCUAUAUGAGUUAUUGAACUAUGAUUCAAAUAAAAUAUCACAAUUAAAGUUCAAUCUAACAAAAUUAACAAAAUUUGAAAUUAAACCAUUUAUCAACUCCAAAACGCUAUCUAAGAUAUUGAAUGAUUUAAUAGGAGGUGGUGACCAUGAUAUGUUAGGCCCACAGUUGAGGUCGUUAAGUUUGUCACGUACUGAAACUUAUAAGGGAGAGACCAAUAUAAUAGCGAAUGAGUUGGUUAAUAACGGAGGGACCAUGUUCCCUGAAUUUGAUCUUUCAGUGAUCCCUACAAUUUGCUCCAGUAAUUUGAGGAAGAUGCCAAAUUUAACCAGCUUAUCCUUGAAUGACUGUAUUAUUCAACCACAAGAUGCAGAUGAGUUGAUUAAGACUGCUAAUUUGAGAUCUUUAAGAACACUAAAAUUGUCAAAUAUGAGUGAGUUUCAGACAUUGCCCAUCACAUCGGCAUCAAUAAGUGAAAACCUAUUACCAAGUUUCUUAAAUCAGUUAUCCAGUCAUUUAACUAAUUUAAAAUAUCUUCGUCUUGACUUUCGUCAAGCAUUCACUGAUACCGUACCAAUUUUUUUAAAAGAUUUAGCAUCACUUGAGUCCUUGGACCUCACUAUACGCCAUAAUAACACAUUUGAUACGAAUUAUAAUGACUAUAGUAAAGGUAUAACCUCAUGGAAUAAAACAGAAACUUUGAAACAUCUUUCUAUUGAAAUCAAACAAGAAACUCUAAUGUUUGAUGUUGAUUUACAAAUGAAGGAGGCUUCAUUCUAUAACCAUCUUGUCAAAUGCCAAAACUUAGAAACAUUAAGAAUUGCACCUGAUGAAUCAAGAUUAAUUAAUUUAUUAAAGAACGGUAAUUUGCCAAAAUUAAAUAAACUAGAUAUAAUUAGUGCCAACUGCUUGGGUUUAGUAAACCCUGAAAUAUAUCAGGCAUUACUAGAGUUCGAGCAAAAAGUCUUGGUGUAUGCUCAAGCUUCUGGUGACGAACUACAGUAUAUUUGCAUAAAUGGCAAACUAUUCGAAUUACAAAGCCUAGACAAAGGUCCAGUUGUCAACCCUAGAGAAGAUAUAAGUGUAUGGUUUACACGGGAGGUACGGGUGUGA
Hyphopichia burtonii NRRL Y-1933 is the source of this 1686-nucleotide messenger RNA. RefSeq lists its product as uncharacterized. Lineage: Eukaryota; Fungi; Ascomycota; Pichiomycetes; Serinales; Debaryomycetaceae. The coding region runs from base 1 to 1686 and encodes 561 amino acids. The record is from RefSeq and is a predicted model, not a curated record. The transcript has a single exon.